This is a messenger RNA of Anoplopoma fimbria (sablefish), 1384 nucleotides long. It is a transcript of the gene nagk, whose product is annotated as N-acetylglucosamine kinase. Gene Ontology annotation, molecular function: N-acetylglucosamine kinase activity. The transcript has 10 exons. The record is from RefSeq and is a predicted model, not a curated record. Lineage: Eukaryota; Metazoa; Chordata; Actinopteri; Perciformes; Anoplopomatidae. The coding region runs from base 29 to 1075 and encodes 348 amino acids.
CCGGCCAGACCGAAACAGGAAGUAAGACAUGGCAUCAGUGUUCGGUGGAAUAGAGGGUGGAGGGACCCACUCCAAAGCGGUGCUGGUGGCAAAAGAUGGAAAGAUCCUGGCAGAGACAGAUGGGCCGUCCACUAACCACUGGUUGGUUGGGGUGGACAAAUGUAUUGAAACCAUCAACGACAUGGUCCAAAGAGCCAAGAUGGAGGCAGGGCUGGAUCCAAACACGCCACUGUGCUCGUUGGGCAUGUCUCUGAGCGGAGGGGAGCAGAAAGCGGCCAUCGACAAACUGGUCGCUGACAUGAAGCAACGUUUCCCCACUCUCAGCCAGCACUACUUCAUCACCACGGAUGCAAUCGGCGCCAUAGCGACUGCCAGUGAUCGUGGAGGUGUUGUCUUGAUAUCAGGGACCGGCUCUAACUGCAAGUUAGUUAAUCCCGAUGGCUCACAGAUCGGCUGUGGAGGCUGGGGUCAUAUGAUGGGUGAUGAAGGAGGAGCAUUCUGGAUCUCUCAUUUGGCGGUGAAAACGGUGUUUGAUGCCAAGGACAACCUGGUUGCUCCCCCUCAUGACAUCACACAUGUCAGAAAGGCCAUGGAGGAAUAUUUCCAGGUAUCAAAUCUGAUGGGCAUGCUGCCGCACUUCUACAGAGACUUCCAGAAGUCCCACUUUGCUGGUUUUUGCAAAAAGCUGGCUGAAGGUGCAGAAGCAGGGGAUGCUCUCUGCCAGUAUGUGUUUACUCAGGCUGGGAGAGUCCUGGCAAAACACGUAGAAGCAGUUUUACCUGCAGCACAAGAGCCUCUAUUGAGUAGUGACCUCGGCCUGCCCGUCCUGUGUGUGGGUUCAGUGUGGAAGAGCUGGGCGCUUCUGAAGCCAGGGUUCACUGAGGUCUUGGAUGAAGUGGCAUCAUCUGGAAAGUUCAAGGGCCGUUUCCAUGGCUACAGCCUCCUGAUUUUGCAGCAGUCCUCAGCCCUCGGCGGCGCUAGUCUGGGGGCUCAGAGCAUUGGGGAAACCUUAACUAUGAACUACACUGCUAAUGCCAAAGUCUUCUUCCAACACACUUUUAACAGCAUCCAAUGAGAGUGCAGCUGCACAUCCUGUAGCAGCUAAAGGGGAAUCGUAUUGGCCAAUAUUUAGUUAUUAGCAUCCUUGCUAAUAGCAAUUACUAUAAUGAUGAUGAUAAUAAUGAUUGUGUAAUAAUGGCGUAGUACUUUGUUUUUAUCUCACUACAAGAUACCAAGACAGUGGUAAAAACUAUUCAAAAUAUGCUUAGAGGCUUUUUGGACAAUUUAAUCAAUAUUUCUUUAAUUUUACUGUAAUUGUAAAUUUUUGCACAUUUAUAAGACUUGUUUACAUUUGACAUUUAUAAUAAAAGAGACUGUAAACUGU